UUUUCAGAAUCAAGUAUGUACUAUUCUUAUAACUCGUCUUCAUCAACGCAUAACAAUGUUAGUGAAACUACACAGCCAACGGAUCUACAUCUGACAACUAGAUUACAUAGGCAUCAUCAUUAUCAAACUGAUAGGGACGAAGAAAAAACUCACUUUUUGAAGGAUAGGAGAAAACGGAAGGGCAAGCACUUCACAGAAUUUAGCCGCCCCUACAGCAGAAUUAAUCGAGCCAAAAGAAAAUUGGCCUCGGAUUUUCCCAGGAAAGUGUGCGAAAAAAUUGAGAUACCUCUUUGUCAGAAUCUGCCUUACAACACGACGAAAAUGCCAAAUUAUUUUAACCAAGCCACCCAAGGUAAUGCGAAAUUAGUUGUCGAUAAUUAUAGACUGCUGAUCAAGACUAGCUGCAGUAAAGAUUUGGUGUUUUUCUUGUGCUCGCUCUAUGCUCCCAUAUGCCACGACGACUUUUUCCCAUCCAAGGAUAUGGUAAAUGUUAAGGGUGACAUCUAUGCUAAGAAUUUAUUUAAAUCAAUCAAAAAUAUAGAUGGCGGCAAAAACUUCGAAAAUUCUAAAUACGAUAUCUUGGAUUCGUUUUCACCUUUCAAUAGUAUGUCUAAUCUGGACCUAGAACUGCGAUCACCUUAUGGAGACAACCUUAAUCUCCACCCUAGCCUGACUUAUAAUUUUGAUUCUAUAACUGCAAGAUCUUCUAGCCAGAACCCUCACUCUCCUACUACUUUCAACCAAAUGAAUGAGCCAAAGGACUUGAUCUUGCCAUGUAAGCAUGUUUGCGACGAGGUCAGAAAAGGAUGCGAACCCUUGCUUAAGAGAUUCAACAUUUCUUGGCCUUUAAAUCUUAAUUGUGACAAAUUUCCGCUAUACGAGUUGGACGUUUGUAUAUCCCCUCAAUCUAUCAUCAAUGAAGACAAUCAUAAUAAUGAUGCUGGUAGAAAUAAGCCAAUUUCUAAGCAUAGAAGCACUAGAUACAACCCCUCGACACCUGAUUUAGAUUCCCAAAUUAAUGGAAAACAGACUUUGAAUAAGGCCUCGUAUGCUUACCUUAGUCAAAAUGUAAACGAGGACAAAAAAUGUUUGUGUCCCAAAUUGAAUAAACUUAAAAAGCAACUCUUUUACGAAAAUAAAUAUCAAUAUGUGGUGCAAGUUACCAUGAUGUCCAAAGAAUACCAAGGCGAGAUAAGCAUGCUCAAGGUAAAGAUCCUACAUUCGUUUCUCCAUUCCAAUAUCAAAAUUUAUAAAGGAUCCGAGCUUUAUAUUUGGGUAGAAUCCUCUUGCGUUUGUCCAGACAUGGUGAUUGGCGCUAAAUAUUUGAUAUGCGGACACGAAGACAGGGAUUUUGGACGAUUGAUAUACUCCCAUCAAAAAGGAAUUGCGCUUCCGUGGAAGGAUAAAAUGAAGAAAAAGUUAGAGAAAUGGAUCAACAAAUUCAAAGUUAAAUCAAAGAAUAAAAAAACGACGCAUCAUCAUAAAAAGGGACGACCGGAGAAGAGCGCAUAGUCUUUCUUUAGGAAAUAUGAAUCAAUUCAAAAUCAAAUAACAUGAUAUAUUAUAUAGGUUUAAAUAAAUAAACCUUGUGUAUAAACUUCUAUCCCCCCCCCCCCCUUAAAAAUCAUGAAAUCCAUAGUAGGCCUAAUCAAAAAACGAUCGAAUAAUAAAUAAUUCGUAUUCAAUUCUUUUGAACGAGUCUUAUUAAUCGUAUCCAUACGUAUAGCAAAAUAUAGUAAAAACUUUUAUCCCACCGAUAUC
Messenger RNA from Gordionus sp. m RMFG-2023, 1761 nucleotides. RefSeq names its product secreted frizzled-related protein 3-like. Gene Ontology annotation, molecular function: Wnt-protein binding; Wnt receptor activity. The transcript has 4 exons. Gene Ontology annotation, biological process: non-canonical Wnt signaling pathway; canonical Wnt signaling pathway. Gene Ontology annotation, cellular component: plasma membrane. NCBI's taxonomy places the organism in Eukaryota, Metazoa, Nematomorpha, Gordioida, Chordodea, Parachordodidae. The record is from RefSeq and is a predicted model, not a curated record. The coding region runs from base 16 to 1512 and encodes 498 amino acids.